Messenger RNA from Striga hermonthica, 453 nucleotides. The record is from the annotation of a GenBank genome assembly. NCBI's taxonomy places the organism in Eukaryota, Viridiplantae, Streptophyta, Magnoliopsida, Lamiales, Orobanchaceae.
AGAGGCCGGUACGAAAGAUUUCUGGAGAGUAUGUUUUCCUCAGGAUGAUCAGAAGGGAUACCAUAAUCAUCCGAUGACUUUGUAUCCCGAGGGUCAUCGACAGUUCAGCGGACUGAGUGAUUCGUCGAGGCAGAUCGUCCGUGACAUUACAGGUGCCCAGGCAAGACCGGCGGUAAUAUUGGCAGCGAUACAGGAUCAAAACCCGUCUGACGACGCGACUCGUCAACAGGUUUACAACAAUAGGUCUAAACUUCGAUCAGAGAGUUUGGAGGGCAGAGAUGUGACUUCCCAGCUUAUGCAUCUGGCUAGUCGGGCUAAUUACAUAGUUUUCACCGAUUCUGAUAAGGAGACACACACCUUGACACGUGUGUUCAUGUCGCAUCCCCAGACAGCCCUUCUCUUUCAGACCUAUUAUCGGUACGUCGGUAUAGAUUCGACGUACAAAACCAACAA